Molecule: messenger RNA, 327 nt
Organism: Cooperia oncophora
Lineage: Eukaryota; Metazoa; Nematoda; Chromadorea; Rhabditida; Trichostrongylidae
Source: the annotation of a GenBank genome assembly
AUGCUUCAGUCCAGUAGUGGAAACCUUCUGGCUAAUUAUCCCACAUCGCUAGCGGAAAAUCGCCCCGUCGACUUAGUAGAAGUCAAGAACGCAAUGUCUCAUCAUAAGUGCGACAAUGAAGGGCAUCAUCGUCACGACAGUCAGCGCAAGAAGCACAAAAGACAGAACGAUGCCAAAGGCUUGAGGGGAAGUCCGCGUAAGGACGAAAAAAGGGCAACGAACGAUGUCAAAGUGUCGGACAUUGAGAAAAAAUCGGACAGUUCAAGCGGUGAAUCACCACGAAAUGAAGGUACAAAGUUUUCUUCGACGACCAACUCGCUAUGCUAG